Magnolia sinica is the source of this 6911-nucleotide messenger RNA. Its product is annotated as RNA polymerase II degradation factor 1. The transcript is spliced from 2 exons. The coding region runs from base 5478 to 6692 and encodes 404 amino acids. The record is from RefSeq and is a predicted model, not a curated record. NCBI's taxonomy places the organism in Eukaryota, Viridiplantae, Streptophyta, Magnoliopsida, Magnoliales, Magnoliaceae.
UCUCUUAUUCAUGGACACUUGUUUGUGGAAACAGGACCAUUGGUUUUUUCUUUUUCUUUUUCUUUUUUGGUUUUUAACCAUCCAAUAGAUGUCCACCAAUCCGCUAGUUACAUAAUCAAAUAAUCUUAAAUUUUUGUUCAUGAUACAUCUACACUGGCUGCCAUAAUUUGGACGGUUUAAUUUGACUACUUGUAUGCAAUGUUUGCAAUUUCUAUGUAAUUUUUAAGUGCCUGUGUAUCAUCCAUCACACUCUACAAGAGUAUCAAAGUUUUUCUCUUUGGAUUUUUAUGGUGCAUUUGCUCCCCAUCUACACUACAUUUCAAUACAUGUGUGGUGUAGCAACAGUGUCAGAUGGCAUCUAUGAAUAGGCUCGAGUGGGGUAGUCUGUUUUUUGUAAUUUUACAUUUUUUUCCCUACUGAAAUAGAGUAUGACAUUUACAACUUACAGCACUCAGUAACUUUUCCAUCUCUAGGCUUUAUUUUCACUGUUGCUUCCCUGUAGACUCUGCCAAAACCCCACACAGCCAUGCCUCUGCCACUUCCAACUGGAGUAAAAGGGAGGAGGGAAAUGGUAAAAAGCAACUAAAAAGAUACUUAGAAUAUUGUGUGCGUUUCACACAAUUUUAUAUGGUGGUGACUUAUCCGCAGUGCGGCCGUGGGCAUGUUUAGUCAAUCUCGAUCGUCCAAAUCAUAGCUUGAGUGUUGAUGAGGUUGGUUCUAACCUUAGUUACAUGAUUCUUUUGACUAGGCACCGCUUCCACUUCGAAUCACACUCCUCUCUCUCCUUAGCUGUUUAGGCUUGCUAACAUUUAAAAACAAGCACUUACCCACUCUUACACUCAUAUAUGUUGCCACUUUGCUUCACGCUUCAUCCAACUGUAAUUCCAACCAUUCAAUUUGUUUCCCAUCAAAUGAACAGCCAAGAAGGAAAUUGUCAUUUGUCUCAAUUCAAUUGCCUAUAUCGGAUGGUUGAGAUCGUUGCAUCUAUCUGGCAUUUGGGCCAAUCUUGAAAAUUGAAAAUUAUAUGCAUCGGUACAUCUCACCAUGAGAUGGAAAAUUAAUAGAAACAACUGGUGGUCCCAAUUGUCCCAAUUCAUCGAUCGAUACAGGCAGUUAAGAUUGUUGCAUGUAUGCGGCAAUUGGUCCAUUCCGAUAUCGAAAAUCCUAAACAUCCAACAUCUCACCAUCAUAGCGAAAAGAAGAAAAAAAAAACGUCAGUAAUCCCAAUUCAUCAGCCAAUAUUGAUUGUUAACAUCAUGGCUUGUAUAUGCGGCAUUUAGGUCCAUCCAAAAAAUCCUAAAUAUCCAACUUCUCACCAUCAUAUGGAAAGCUGAAAGAAAUGCUUAGCGGCCUGAGUUCAUCGACCGUUCCAAGACAUGAACAAUCAGACCCAUAAUUUGGAUGUUGUGGAUUAAUGAAUCAUGCAUCCCACGAGUAUGGUCAACUAGUCACUGCCAUUUAAAAAAUGGUGGGAACUCACACACUAGAGUGAGCCCUAAAACCAGAAUAAAAAGGAAAGAAAGGUAAGGUAUGGAGCAUUUCUGUCUUUAACAUGUUGUGGAAUGCCUUUACAAAAGGUCCAAGUUCUCUGUUCUUACUAACAGACCCAAAUCAUGUUGGCAAUAUUUAAAUAUUUGAAGAAAAAAGGAGAAAAAUGAGAGAAUUUUUUUUUGUCUACAAAAAUUGGAAUAAAAUAAAAGGAAAAGGUCACAACAGUAAUGGAGAUUCUUCUGUCAGUCCAUAGCCCUUUGCUGACGUUUUAGUGAGUCUGGUCCCAUAGUACAACCUUGCAGAACAGGAACUGUCAUCAGUAGUGGGAAAUUACCAAAAUGCCCCUUGUUGGAAAAAUUACAAAAUUGCCCCUGCAUUGGAGUGUUGAUGACCAAAAUACCCCCAAGUGGUCCAUAGUUUCACAUUAGUGGCUGCCGACUAUGUUAAAAUAGAGGCUACAGUCUAGUUAAUGAAAUGUGGUAGGUCACUUAAAUGGUGCUCAUUCCUUUGAAGAGGUUUGCUUGAAUACAUCUUGAAGUAUUUUAAUCCCAUGUGUAGGGAUUUUAGCUGGUGAAUUUGGGUCAACUUCCAAUGAUCCAAACCAUUUAUAUGACGAGUCUCACUUUGUACAGUGGAAAAUCAACAAAUAAAAGCUUUCAAUUGUAUUUCAGCCCUUCGGUAAUUUGGCCCUUUUUCUUUGAUCAUGGACAGUAGCCAUGACUUUUGUAUAAUCAAAGGGUUGAAAUAUUCAAUCUGAGAGUUUUUUAAGGCAUCCUGCAUUCAAGGGGAGCCCUAUCAAAUAAAUGGUUUGGGUCAUCAGAAAGAAUACUAGGAGGGCUUGUCGAGUAAAUCCGCCGAGGUUAAGGAUUUUCCGCCCUGAAUCAUGAUAGGAUUAUCAGGUGGGGAUUAAAAAGAAUGCUACAAUGGAGAACAUGGACGAAGGAGAAUGGAGAACAUAGAUUAAGGAGAACACCUUGCUGUUGCCAAAUCCAACUGCUAGAGCCUUGAAGUAUCUUAUUGCAUAUGUUGGGAUGUAUUUGAGAAAACCCUUGAUAAUAAGGGUUUGUAUGAUGUUUCUCUUGGACGAAAAUGGCUUUUGUUGUUGCAAUCAUGUUUGCUGAUUUGAAACAGAUGGUGUACCUAUAUGCUUCUAGUAGUCUGUAGUUCAGUUGAAUUCAUAUGAUAUUCUUCUGUUUUAUUUUACAAAUACACUUGUGGAAUUCUGCAGCAUUAUUUUUUAUUUUUUAUUUUUAAGUCUUUGAUACUUGGAUGCUUUAAUAAGUGGAAUGUGCUAUGCAAGUUUAUAUGGCAUCAAUCCCUUGCCUUAUGGUAGAAGAUUCCACUGUAAACACCUUGAUACUAAGAAUUCAUAACUUUCAUUCGUUAACAGCUACGAUUUUUUGAUAGUUGCAUGUUGAUUUAGAAUGAGUGCUACCUAGAUGCUUCUAUUAUGCUAAAAUUUCAAUCUAACUUGUUUUAUAUUAAUCCGUUCAUCGAGAGAAUUUUUGUCGAUUUCAUAGUGUUUGUUCCUCGAAAUCUAACAGUUGAGCGUGAUUAUGCCUUUUGAAUUUACAUAGUAGUGGUUGUUGUUGAAAUAUAUGAUCCCCAGAUACUCAAACUAAGCAAAAACACUCUAGGAUUUCAUAAUGCACGAAUAGCUUGCCUAAUGGCCCGACUCUUUACUAUAAACAGCCAUGUUCUUCUAGUAGGCCAAAAUGUCCGACAAAUUCAUACAAUUUUCAUCCGCCAAACCAAUAUAUGGGUUUAUGAUUUCAUGAUAUUGGUAUUUUAUUUAAAAAGAGCAGUACCUAGAUACUUUUAUUAGGUUCAUAUUUCAAUCGAACUUGUAUGAUUUUCAUCUGUUCAGUAUCUGAAUAUGCCUGUUGAAUUUUUGUAGUGAUCAUUCCUUGAAAUGUACGAUCCCUAGAUACUUGAACCAAGCGAAAUGCUCCAUGAGUUUAUAUGGCACCAAUCCCUUGCUUGGUAGUGUAUUAUUUCACUAUAAGUAGCCAUGUAUUUUUAUUAGGCCAAAGUGUCUGAAGAAUUCAUAUAAUGCUCUUCCACCAGACCAAGAUAUGGCUUAUGAUUUUGUGAUAGUGAUUGUCGAUUUUAAAACGAGCAGUGCCCAAAUGCUGCUUUUAUGCUUAAUUCAAUUGAACAUGUAUGGUGUAUAUCUGAUUAGUAUGCGAAUAUGCCUGCUGAAUUUAUAUGAUGAUCGUUCCUUGAAAUAAUGAAAUCUAUGAUCCCCAGAAGCCUAAACUGUGCUAAUAUGCUCUGUGAGAUUAUAUAGCAAUAAUCCCAUGCCUGAUGGUGUGCUAUUUCACUAUAACCACUUGGAUACAUCCACCAGGCCAAAAUGUGUGAACAAUUCUUACAAUGUUCGUCCGCUGUACGACAACUCGAAUUUCAAUCCAACAUGUUCAUUAUACAUCCGUUUAGUAUGCAAAUAUGCCAUCACAUUUGCAUAGUUAUCGUUUCUCGAAAUCUAUGAUCCUCAGAUACUUCAAUUAGGCAAAAAUGCUCUACAAUUUCAUAUUGCAUUAAUCUCUUGCUUGGUGGUAGACUAUUUCACUAUAAAUACAUCGAUAUGUUGCAAUGGAUGUCUUGUAUUCUGCAGAAUGGUGCAGGGAAAAUUAUAGAUGUCCCUAAUGGGGGGUCGAGGGUGCCUUUGCACACUAACGCGGGGAUUUGGGGGCAGUGCUCUAACCCGAAUGUUAUGAGACCCGAUCUAAAACCUGACCCAACCAAAAUAGGAUAUUUUGCGUAUUUUCAUGUAUGGGAUAUAAAUAUUGUUUAUGGGGUAUAAUUAAGGUUACGUAAAGAAACCAAGGUGCCUUUGCACCCUAGCGGGGGCGCCCCCAACCCGAAUGCAAUGAGAGCUGAUCUGAAAACCCAACCCGACCAAAAUAGGGUAUUUUGGGUAUUUUCAUGUAUUGGGUAUAAAUAUUAUUUAUGGGGUUGAAUUAGGGUUACGUAAAGAAACUCUUUUUUGGUUUUUGAGGCUGGAAUAUGGUUAGGGUUGUAAUUGAUGUUUUCAACGGGGUCUCAUCGAUGGAGUAGGCACAAUAGCCGAACCACGUAAAUCCUUUGUAUUUUUUGUGUGUUUGGUUCUCUUUGUUGAAUCAGUUCAUUUUCUUACUCAAUAUUUCUAUUAGGACAAAAUGCCAGGAAAAAAAAAAAAAAAUCUUUUGUUUAUCCGCCAGACUAAAUUAUGGCUUAUGAUUUUGUGAUGUUGGUUGUCGAUUAAAACAAGUUGUGCUCAUAUGCUUCUUUUAGGCUCGAAUUUCAAUCAAACAUAUGCAUUAUACACAUCCAUUUAAUAUACAAACAUUCCUGUUGAAUUUACGUACUAACCAUUCCUUGAAAUCCAUGAUCGUCGGAAACUUCAACUAGCAGGCGAAAACGCGCUACGAUUUCAUAUUGCACUAAUCCCUUUUCCUGGUGGUAUACUAUUUCUAUUAGGCUGAUGAACAAUAGCUAGAUACUUUCUUCUAGUAGGUGACAAUGUCCAGGCACAUACAUGUAUGCUAGUAAUGCUACCCCAUAAAUUGCAUCCUUAAGUGCCCCACAUGCCUCCUUUAAUACCCAUGACUCAGAAAGGACAGACGACGCCGCAACAUCACACAUGAUAUGUGUUUCUAGGGUCAUUUUGGUAAUUCAUCCAUAUGGGUGAAUGCCAUAUUUUCAAAACCAAUGGCAGUUCUGUAAAUUACCUAAUAAACAAUGGGCAUUUACCCAUCAUGCCCUUCCAAGGGCCCAUUAAACUCAGAGUUAAAAAUCCCUGGAACAAGCUUAUCCCCCUUUUCCUCAGAAUGGUAAAAACCAAGGUUGCCCUUGUGCCUAUUUAUAACACCCAUGAAUCCCUUGUUUGGUACUUUCCAUGCAACCCAAAAAAAGAAAAGGCAAAUACCAUGAUUCUCACUACCCCUCCUCUUUCCAAAUUCCUUCCCAUUCUCAUCUAGAGAGAUAGAGAAAGAGAGAGAAAGAUGAGGAACCGUUCAUCAAAACAUACAAAGGACGUAGAGAAGCUUAAGGUGAAAGAAGAGCCACACCUUUCAGGUGCAUACAUCCGUAGCCUUGUGAAACAGCUCACCUCUUCAAGAACCAAAGAACCCAUGAACAGCCCAAAACCCUUUGAUCCCAGCCCUUCAAAUGAAGAUGGCUUUCCCCAAAACCACCUUAGUCAAGGUUUUAGUGAUGGCCCACCACAGCAACCACAACCACAACCAAAGAAGCAGGUCAGGAGGAGGCUCCACACUAGUAGGCCAUACCAAGAAAGGUUACUGAAUAUGGCUGAGGCUAGGAGAGAAAUUGUGACUGCACUCAAAUUCCACAGGGCUGCAAUGAAACAAGCAAAUGAACAACAACAGCAGCAACAGCAACAGCAACAACAACAAUCACAGCCACAACAAAACCCACUACCACAUCAAGACCCAAAUGGCCCACCAGCUUUAGAACCACAUGAUAGGAUGAAAUCUAGGAGGAACCCAAGAAUCUAUCCAUCAAACCACACCAAUCCCACCUUCUCAAACUACCUCAACAAUUUCUCUUUCGCAUCUUUCUCUCCCAACCUCCCCAAUGCAACUCCUUUUGCAUGGGCUCCAACACCUAUUGCACCACUACCCAUUAGUGAAAAUCUCAAUUUUGCCCUCCCAAACCAGCCACUAGGCCUCAAUCUCAACUUCCAUGAUUUUAACAACAUAGACACUUCAUUCUACCAAAACAACAACUAUCCAUCUAUCUACACACCAUCUUCGUCAUCAUCGUCAUCGCCUUCCCCGUCUCUGACAUGCACUGAUGCACCGUCGGUCGGCAGCCUGCCCCCGAUCGGGGGGCUGCACCCGGUGAUGGACGAUGAGGAGAUGGCGGAGAUCCGAUCGAUCGGCGAGCAGCAUGACAUGGAGUGGAACGACACGUUGAACUUUGUUACGUCGGCGUGGUGGUUCAAGUUCCUUAAGACCAUGGAGAUUGGACCUGAGAGCAAUGGAGAGAGGAGAGAUGAUGAUGGGCCCCACAUGUUUGAUGAGGCCAUGGAUAUCCCAGCUUGGUUGAAUGAUGGUGCUGUGGGGAGUGCUGCUGGGGGGUGCUUCCUACAACAGCAUUUGGAUGAUUUUUAUUCAGAUGAUUUGUUGGAAGAUGCUGCAUUACCUUGCAUGGAUCUUGGAGAGAUUGAAGGGAUGGAUGGUGAGUGGUUAGCUUAGCUUAGUGAGAUUGAUUAUUUUUGUGGUGAGGAUCUUUUUUUGUUCCUCUUUUUUCGUUUUCUUUUUUUCCUUUUUCCCUUUUCCUUUUUGUUUUUUUUUUUCAUGUUGCUAAUAAGACUUGCCAUAAGAUGUGAAAUGGCAAGUGAAUGAACGAAAUAAUGUAACGAGGAGUCUCGAGUCUCCUUGGAAUUUUUAACAAAGACUCUCUCUCUCUCUCUC